UCACCCAUCAGAUUUUCUUCCGGACGCUAAAAGCCGCCGAGUUUCCGUACAGCAGCCGGUCCCGCUCCCGCACCUCCUCCUGCAGCUUGGCCUCGGACACCCGGAGCUGGCGGAUGGUCGCCUUCAUCUCCUUCAUCUUCACCUCCAUCAGUGCGAUGAUGUCCCGCUGCUCGUUCAGUUUCCGCAGCAGCUCGGCCGACGUGGUGCCGGUGGUCAGAGAGUACGAGUGCUCCAGCGGGCUGCUGGUCACACUGACGUACUGCGCGGGCGGCUGGUGCGCGAUUUCGACCGAUGAAUAUUCGGCGGUCAGCUCGUCGCUGCCGACGCUGUAACAAGUCCCCUCGGACUGGGCGGGCAGCCGCGCCGUGCCCAGGUACUCCCCGUUCUGGCCUAUCUGCACCACGGUGAUGCUGUCGUCGCUCGCCUCGCCGCCAGCGUUACCCUCGGCCCCUUCGGCCGUGCUGCCCAGGGCGUUGGUGAGCACAAUCCCGGAGGUCGCUGCGGCGGCGGGGCCAGGAACCGCCGCGGACACUUUCCUGCCUCUGCCCCGCCGACUCCUGCGCUCGUUUACACCACGCAGAGGGAAGAGGGACGGCACUCGGAUGGUGUAGGUCUUCCUCCCGCCGGCGAAAUGCACGCUGCAGACCCGGUGUCCUGUGGUGGGUUGGAAGGUGCUGAAGCAGCCGCUGACCCCGGCCCGGGAGAUGUUCCUCAGCCACAGCUCCCUCAGCGUGGUGUCUUUAGGAAACGUGUAGAAGCGCAGGUCCCGGUCCCGGUGCGAGUUGUUGUAGCACCCAGGAACACAGCAGGUAAACCCGGGCAUGUUUAUGUCAACAACGAGGCCAAAAGCACGGUCUUCAAAUGAAGUUUAGCUUAUUUUAUUGUUGUUUCUUUAUUCUAUACGUUGUUAUCAAGCUCAGUGGCCUGCAAGCGGAACUACACGUCCCACAACGCUAACAACUUCCUGUUUAUUUUUCACCAAAAGUAAGCCGCUUUUCUUCGUACGACGAUUGAAUCCACCUUAAUUUAUCCGGACUCGACGCAUGCGGAGCUCUUACUUAUGCUGAUAUUUUAUUUUCGGUGGUAAAUGUCUCGGUUUGUUCUUCGCGGUGUUAUCAAGCCAACCGUCCUCCACUGAGAACUAGAAGUCCCAUAAUGCCUUGCGCGUCCUGUCCAGCUCCGUUAGUCGACUACCGCCCCCUGCUGGUCAGCGGGUGGUACAACACUCUGAGCUCUGCUGAGAAGUAUUGAUUCCAUGUCCAGAUGUUUUUAUUCAGUUAAUGUAUUUAUUAAAACACAAGCACACAGGAAACUAUGAUGAUAUGUUGAAGAACAGUAUAUGCUUUUCUCAAUAAUCAUGUUUUAAUCAGUGUCUGUUUACAUUUGCACAGAUACCAUUUUCUGUGCAUAUAAUAAAACUGGUUUAUUUGCGGCUCUGCACACCACACAGGUUUUUUCAAUUACACCGGCUUAUUCUUGCGUUAGUCAGUGUCCCUGUCCCUCCACACAGUCCUGCCGUUGCUACUGAAGUUACCAUUAGCAACUGGGCAGCGCGCGACUGAACAGCUUCAACGGCUGUUGAUGGUGUCCUGGUAAACACAGUACAGUAAGCUCUCCUGGACUUUUAGGCUCUUGGGAUAUCGGUGAGGCUCGCCAUGGUUAACACGUAAGGUCGCAGUGAGUGGCGCUGCCAUGUUGCCAGGAGUCGGUGUGUUUGGCACGGGCAGCACAGCCCGAGUGCUCGUCCCGUUGUUGAAAGCUGAAGGCUUUGAGGUUCAUGCACUCUGGGGGCGAAGCGAAGAGGAAGCGUGCUGCUUGGCAAAGGAGCUCGGUAUCCCCUUUCACACCAGCCGAUCUGAUGACGUCCUGCUGCACCAAGAUGUCGACCUCGUUUGCAUCUCUAUUCCGCCUUCAAUGACGAGACAGAUCGCUGUCAAAGCACUGGGUAUUGGUAAGAAUGUUGUGUGUGAGAAAGCUGCAACUGCUGUGGAUUCAUUCAAGAUGGUGACUGCAGCCAGAUACUACCCACAGCUGCUCAGCAUUAUGGGUAAUACCCUGCGCUUCCUGCCAGCUUUUGUGGCGAUGCGCCAGCUGCUGGUGGAGGGAUACGUUGGAGAAAUGCAGGUGUGUGAUGUCCGAGUCUAUGGCCCCAGCCUCCUGGACCAGUCCUACGGCUGGACGUGUGAGGAGCUGAUGGGAGGAGGCGGCCUACACACCGUCGGCUCGUCCAUCAUCGACCUUUUAAGUUAUUUAACCGGUGCUCGAGCCCAUCGUGUCCACGGCCUUCUGCGGACCUUUGUCCAACAAAACGGUUUGAUCCGAGGCAUCCGCCGCGUCACCAGCGAUGAUUUCUGCUUCUUUCAAAUGUUGAUGGGUGGAGCCGGGUCCAGCUCUGGUGGUGUGUGUUGCACCGUGACGCUAAACUUCAACAUGCCGGGGUCAUUUGUGCACGAGGUCAUGGUAGUCGGAUCCACCGGGAGACUGGUUGCCAGGGGGGCGGAGCUGUACGGUCAACGCAACGGGAGUAAAGGUGAGGAACUGUUGCUCGGCGACAGUGGGUGGGUGGGACCAGAGGUGAAAGAGAUGCCCCUGCCUCACCUGCGGGGGCUGAGCUCCAUGGUUCAGGCACUGAGACAGUCUUUUCAGGCUCACGAGGAGCGCAGGUCGUGGGCACGAGGACCGGUGGCCACGGCACCAACGUUCGAGGACGGCCUCUACGUGCAGACGGUGGUGGAGGCGGUGAAGCGGUCCAGCUGUAGUGGAGAGUGGGAGUGUGUUGAGAUCAUGAGUCAGGAGCCAGAUCCCAAUCACAACCUGUGUGAGGCUCUGCAGAGAAAUAAGAACUAAAUAUUAUAUUAUCGAGUAUUUAUACACCCAGUGCAACUUAUACAUGUCUGACAAAACUGGGCUCUGAAUGUUUUUCCUUUAAUUACCCAUGACUACUUUUUGAAUUUUUACAUUCUGUCACAUAAUGAGCAGAAUACUUUAAUUUAGAAAACAUGACUGUGUAGUGGAUGUUUGUACCCUUGCAGUUAUGGUUUGUUUGUACACUAAGUUUCUUGCCACAGCUCCAUUAUUCUGAUUCCCAUUUAAAUAGCUACCUGUUUCCGUUCACACGUUUAUUACCUUUGCCGUGCCAAACACUUCAACACAGUUGUUAUUCUCACUGAAGCUUGAAGUCAUGGAGUCAUGACUGCACAUUUCCUGCUAAAUGAGGUUGAUAAAUGUGACCUGUAAGAUAGGCACCACACCUAUGUCAAAUAUUGGCCAAGAGCUAACUUCCAUGGGAGUCAAAAAACAACCUUUCAAUGGAUGUCUGACCCUGUUCCUCACUUUAAUGAUCAUAUCUGGAUACAUUUCUGUAUUUUAAGAAACAUGCAGGUUGUUGUGUUUUACUGAUAAUCAGAGAUAGAUCUAAUAUGCUUAUACUUCAUAUUUGUAAUUAAACAAGAGCAAAGCUCUUCCUGAGGUAGCCACAACAUGUUUGAAUAUUUCCUCUUUAAAAGGUUUUUAUUUAUUAUUUAUAAAGUCAUCAGACCAUCAGUAGUUAAAGUGUUUGCCAGAGUUUACAAUUACACCAAUAAAUGGUCGAAUGGGCAUCAGCACAAUCAAAACAAAGUUGUUAAGUUGGUGCACAGGCUUAUACUUUCCUCUAACUGCCCAAUUUUGGGCCAUGACCAAUUGUUGAGCCAAGCCAUUAAUUUAGUAAUGUUUAGUAAUGUGGCUCAGUGAAGGGCAAAUGUGAGUGUGCAACCAAAAAAACAUUAGAAUUUCUGUUGUACGUAACAUUUAGAUUGAACAUGAAUAGCACCUUAUUCUGAAAGGAAGUGUUUACCUCUGAAAUGAAUGUGAAUAUCAGAGCAUGAGGGUGAUUUGACUAACAAAACAGAAUUCAAAUGAUGUUACAUUGGAGCUCAUCCUCUUUAAACUUCAGAAUAAUGGAGCUGUGCGGAGUUUUGUUUUAUUUUUUUAAUGGUUGAUAAUAAGCAUCCAGUCAAAGAUUGCAAGAGGGGCUUGUAGGUGUUUAAGUUAUGACAUAACACGGCAUACAUAAAAUACCAGGGAUUGAGUAAAAUAAGCUAUGUAGAAAACUGAAUAAUAAAAAGUCUAGUUUGUAGCAUUGCCCCUCAAAAUACCCAAUCCUUAAAGUGAUACCUAAUCUUAAGUCUUUAUUUUGGCUGGAAAGAUAUUUCCUUCUUCACAGACAGAACAGCUAUCAGUGAGCUGGAAGUGUUGACUGCUGCAGUACUACAGUAAUGACUUGUUUUCAUCGUGGAAAAAGGAUCUAAACCAUCUAAACUUCUACCAUAUGUUCAAUCAUCAUUUCAUCAAAAUGUACUACUACCAGGUAUAUAUACACUACUGUAAUGAGGGUAACGCAGUGUUUUUAUAAUAUACAACGUUGGCUGGAUUAAAUGGAACAUAGAAGGACAAAGGUGAAGUGGAUUAUGCCUCAGUGAAAGGGAUUUAUAGGAAUGUUUGGUACCUGUUUUCCACUGUGUGAAAACCCCCCCAAUGGUAAAUUAUUUAACCAUUGACACUGACUGUGAAGAAGGAAACUAGCAUCUUUUUAAAGCCACCUGUCAAGUUUACACAUGAAGUUUACAGGAUGAGCAUUUGAUGCUCGGAUUAUAGAUUUUAAGGUGGAGUAUCGCAUUAAACAGAAACAGGCUUGUUCUAGAAAUGACAGGUUAGUGACCUUUUAUUGUUAAAUUGUCGAAAGUUUUAGAUGCAAACCCUGAGAGUAUUUGACAACUAAAUUUAGCUUAAAAGGUUUGUUUACAUGUGCUAUCCAUUAAAGAAAUGUAAUGUUUUUAUAGUUUAUUGCGAUCUAUGCAUUUAAAGUUAUUACAGGAGACUCGAUUCCCCCCCCCCCCCAUCCCAUACACCAUUCAUCCUGAAACCUUACUGAUCUUUUCGUUGAGUAGAACCACUGGACUAAUUGGCUCAGACCAAGAGAAGGAAGUGUGAAACAGUUUACGUUGUUGUUGUCACUCACUGCAUCUCAGCACUGCUGAAUAUCCUGAGUAAUAUUGGGCCUCAGUGCUCUUACUGCUGAGUCAGGAGGUGAAGACAGAAACAGGGUGUUACUUUGAUUUGAUUGGUCUGUUCCCUUCUUAGGAUGCAUAUACUUUACACGCUUACCUCACGCUAUCCCAACAGUGCUUUACAAAAACAAUGAAUCGAGUUUACAUUCAGUGUCUUUAUGAAACACAUCACAUUUGUCUGCAGGAUGUUUCCUUAACCCACCACUAUUAAAAUGCAUUCCAACUAAGUUUUUA
Anarrhichthys ocellatus (wolf-eel) is the source of this 5282-nucleotide messenger RNA. It is a transcript of the gene gfod2, whose product is annotated as glucose-fructose oxidoreductase domain containing 2. The transcript is spliced from 4 exons. The coding region runs from base 1693 to 2847 and encodes 384 amino acids. Gene Ontology annotation, molecular function: nucleotide binding. NCBI's taxonomy places the organism in Eukaryota, Metazoa, Chordata, Actinopteri, Perciformes, Anarhichadidae. The record is from RefSeq and is a predicted model, not a curated record.